AUGGACGGCCAGGAGUGGCGGGACGAGUGGCACCAGCCGCGCCUGAUGGACGGCGGCUUGGUGAACGGUCACUGUCCACGGAGCAGCUUCCUGCAGCAGACAAUCGCUGAUCGGGUGGGGCGCGAUCCCGACCAGAUACCGGCUCUGCCUCCUCUCCAUCACUCUAUUGGCGACAAUUCGGUAUGUUCGCGGAGCACGUAUUCGCCGUUGCAAGCCCUCAGCGAGAGCACCUGCAGGGAUCAUGGCGCUCAGCAUGCACCCCCGCCACAGCCACCGCCUCCACGUAUCCAGGUUCCGACGCAGAACGUAACACUGCACCCAGCGGUGGCGCGUUGCACUGCCACCCUAGAGUUGGCGGCGCUCUGGCGGAGCUUUCACGAGCUCGGCACUGAGAUGAUCGUAACGAAGGCGGGCAGGCGGAUGUUCCCGGCGCUCCAGGCCCGCUUGUCCGGCCUUCUGCCCAACGCCGACUACCUGUUGCUGGUGGACUUCGUGCCGCUAGACGACAAGAGAUACCGCUACGCCUUCCACAGCUCCAGUUGGGUAGUGGCGGGCAAGGCGGAUCCCGUCUCACCGCCGCGCAUCCACGUGCACCCCGACUCGCCGGCCGCCGGCGCGCACUGGAUGCGCCAGCUGGUCUCCUUCGACAAGCUCAAGCUGACCAACAACCAGCUCGACGACAACGGACACAUAAUCUUGAACUCGAUGCACCGCUACCAGCCGCGGCUGCACGUGGUCUACCUGCCCGCUGAAGGAGCCCGCACCGCCCCCUCCACCGUUCCCUACCGCACCUUCGUCUUCCCAGAAACGGGAUUCACGGCCGUCACCGCCUACCAGAACCACAGGAUUACGCAGUUGAAGAUAGCCAGUAAUCCUUUCGCAAAGGGUUUCAGAGAUUGCGACCCGGACGAUUGCCCGCCGGAGCAAAGCCAGCAGCGGGCGGCGGCGAGGCGUCGGGAAGUGGCGGCGUCCGAACCUGGACCAACUCUGGCGCAGCCCUACGCGGCAGAUCCCAGCGCAUGCGGCCCUCUCUACGCGGCGCACGCUCACACCGUGCGAUAUCAGCCACACGCGGGUCCCAACGGAGCUUACACUGCUUAUUACGCACAUAGA
Molecule: messenger RNA, 1113 nt
Organism: Iphiclides podalirius (scarce swallowtail)
Lineage: Eukaryota; Metazoa; Arthropoda; Insecta; Lepidoptera; Papilionidae
Source: the annotation of a GenBank genome assembly